AUGCACUUAUCUUUGCUAGUUUCAGGGCUUGUCGCCACUGCCUCUGCUGUCGCCAUCAGAAAAACGGAUGGUAAUGGCUCGUUCCAAAAGAAAUGUGAACAAUUCUCCCACAAGAUCAAGGUCCACGACGCAACCAUUCAUGGCGUUACAUACGUAGCGGCUGGGACCAACAUUUCCAUGGAAAAUAUCCCUUCCACCUGUGCAGGCAACGCUUACGGCAAUAAGACUCCCUUUGACUUCUGUCGAGUGUCUCUCAAUGUGACGACUUCGCCGAAGAGUCAGAUUUACAUGGAGGCUUGGCUGCCCAGCAACUACUCUGGACGGUUUCUGAGUACAGGAAAUGGUGGAAUAGGUGGAUGCCUCCAGUAUUCGGACAUGUUCUAUACGACACAAUACGGCUUUGCUACUGUCGCCACCAACAAUGGUCAUUUUGGUGAUACUGGUGUCUCUUUUUAUCGCAACAACGAAACCGUCGCCGACUAUGCCUACCGCGCCAUGCACACCUGUGUUGUUGUCGGCAAGGAGAUCACGAAACAGUUCUACAGCCGGGGCUAUGACAAAUCCUAUUAUAUGGGCUGCUCAACUGGAGGCCGGCAAGGGUGGAAAGCUGUGCAGAAAUUCCCUGAUGACUUUGACGGGGUGCUCGCGGGAUCGCCUGCAUUCAACCAAAUCAAUUUGAUCAACUGGGGGGCUCGCUUCCUCACAAUCACGGGCAAUUCAAGUGCGGCAAGUUUCGUGACUGGUGCACAGUGGGCCACGGUCCAUGAGGAGAUUCUUCGGCAGUGUGAUGAUCUCGAUGGCGCCGCGGACGGAUUGAUCGAAGACCCCGAUCUCUGCCAUCCUGUCUUCGAGACAUUGCUUUGCAACUCGACGACCCAUGGCGGGUCGAGCUCCUGCCUGACUGGCACCCAGUUAGAGACUGUCAACAGGGUCUUCAGUCCCUUGUAUGGUGACAAUGAUACGCUCUUGUAUCCGCGGAUGCAACCUGGCUCGGAGAUUCCUGCCUCCUUCAUCUACUAUAAUGGCAGGUCAUUCAGCUACGCCACGGACUGGUUCCGCUACGUUGUCUACAGCGAUCCAUCAUGGGACCCUACCUCAUGGACCAUUCACGAUGCUCUCGUUGCAGACGCACAGGACCCAUUCAAUCUCUCCACGUUCCAGGGCGACAUCUCCGCGUUCCAAAAGAAGAAGGGCAAGGUCCUUCAUUACCACGGGAUGGAAGAUCCCAUCAUCACCUCGGACAGCUCAAAAAUGUACUACAAGCACGUCGCCGAUACAAUGAGCCGCAGCCCUACUGAGCUGGAUGAUUUCUAUCGCUUCUUCCCCAUUAGCGGCAUGAGUCACUGCAGUACAGGGGAAGGGGCCGGGUCCAUCGGUCAGGGUAUGGGCACGUUUGCAGGGAACAACCCCGAGGACAAUGUUCUACUCGCGAUGGUGCAAUGGGUUGAGAAAGGUAUUGCACCAGAGUAUGUGCGAGGCACAAAGUUCAAUGGCACGGCGGUGGAUUAUCGUCGUAAGCACUGCAAGUACCCUAAGCGCAAUAAGCAUGUUGGUCCGGGGCCGUACGAAGAUGAAAACUCCUGGAAAUGUGUUUAG
Penicillium oxalicum is the source of this 1596-nucleotide messenger RNA. Its product is annotated as putative feruloyl esterase B-1. Bases 1 to 1596 code for a protein of 531 amino acids. The transcript is spliced from 2 exons. The record is from RefSeq and is a predicted model, not a curated record. NCBI's taxonomy places the organism in Eukaryota, Fungi, Ascomycota, Eurotiomycetes, Eurotiales, Aspergillaceae.